This is a messenger RNA of Acromyrmex echinatior (Panamanian leafcutter ant), 6779 nucleotides long. RefSeq names its product integrator complex subunit 1 (gene IntS1). NCBI's taxonomy places the organism in Eukaryota, Metazoa, Arthropoda, Insecta, Hymenoptera, Formicidae. Gene Ontology annotation, biological process: U2 snRNA 3'-end processing. Gene Ontology annotation, cellular component: integrator complex. The record is from RefSeq and is a predicted model, not a curated record.
AAAAUUGAUUCAGAACGACCGAAUUCGUGUAGUAAGAAUGCCAAAAACCUCAAAAACUAAAGGUUAAGGUUAUGACAAGUUAUAAGAUUAUUGUGCACACAACUUCUUUGGUGACAACAAAUAUAUAAUUAAAAAAGUUAAACAAGAAAAAUGUGAAAAUAUGUGAAUUGAUUUGCAUUUGCUCAGUGUGUACAUACAAGUGUUGCACUAGUUGAGUGCAACUCUAGAUUCAUUCUGAACUUUUUGCAUUUUUCCUCUUUCUCGUCUCAACAUUUAAUACAAUAAUACAAUAUAUCUAUUUCUUUUCAAGUGCAGGAAAUGUAAUAGCACAAAACAGAUUCUUAGAGAGAUUAAUGUGGUUAUGUUGAUUAUGUCAAUUGAUCACGAUGAUCCGGGUGGAAGACGAUAUGUAUAUCAGCAUAUGAAUGCAUUUUUAUUGCCGAUGAUAUUGACGGGAUUUAUUUCGUGAAAAUAAUUUCUGGACAUUGACAUUUUAGAUAGAACAAAUAUUAAUCAUGGAGCGUGGAAAGACUGGGCUUGGUAGAGCAGUAAAAAAUAAGAUUGCUCAACAUCCUUCCGAUUUAUUUGCACUGGGAUCAAAGAGUUCACGGAAUGAUAACUCUGAUUCUAAAAGCAGACCAGGUGUUAUUCAUUCCAAACCUAGUGGCAGUUCUACAUCUUCUGGUAAUGACCGAAAGAAAGAGGCUCCUUCUGGAUCAUCGUUUAUGUACGUUCCACAGAAGAAGCCUAAGUUAACCCAUGUCAGCUCCCAUCAACGGCAACCUUCCUCCAGCGCGGAAGCAUGGGAGGUUUUAGUUAUAGAUACUGAUCCUGCAGACUUUGUGCCUAUGGCACUUGAGGCUAAUGACAAUGACGAAGGCGAUAGAGUUAUUGGGAUAAUAUGUGGCGCUAUUAAGACGCUAAAGAAUCUGAGAUGGAAGCCUGAUAAUUUACUUUAUAUGGGUUUGUUAUAUUUAGCAAAAAUCCGCCCAUCUAUUUUCUCAAACGAUUGCAUACUGCAUGCAUUAUCGUCUCUUUUAAGAAGGGAUUCAAAUAAUCAAAAUAGCUAUAAGACUAAAGUGAGUCCACUAGUUCCUGUACUAGCUGCAAAUCUCUUGAUGAAAGGUUUUCACGACAAAAAGAACUGGCCGGAAGUAUUUGUGAAGCUAUAUGUCGAAGAUGCUCUUGGAGAACGUGUAUGGGUUGAUCAUGAGGAAUGCAAAGGUUUUGUUGACAACAUACUAACAGGUUUUAACACGAGGCACCCACCUAAGUCUGUAUUGCAGCCAGAAUUUCCGGUAUUAAUGCAAAGGGAUUGUCCCAGCCCAUCUACAGUGGAUGAUGAGGAUCCAGCAGCAUCAAUGACAUCAUUAUCUGGAGAUAAAGAGAAAAUAGAAUUUCCAGUAAGUCCGCGGUAUGCGCAUUGCGUGGAAAAUAUAGAAUCAAUAGUACUGGAAGCUGUAAAGGAACAACUAAAUAGACGUCAAGCUGAGACUAUUACGAGAAAUUUCUUGAAGUUGCUUUCUUCAGCGUGUGGUUUUGUUGAGAUCAGAAAUAUCGCUGUCCCAAGGCUAGAAGUAUGGCUGCACAAUCCUAAGUUGAUGAGACCCGCGCAAGAAUUGCUUAUUUACAUUUGCUACAAUUGUACAUCUCAUACUCAAAGAGACGUGGAGGUUAUAAGUCAAUUGGUUAAGAUGAGAUUAAAGACGAAGGCUGUGAUAAACCUAUACUUGAAUGGCGUCAAGGAAUUGAUCGGAUUACAUCCAGAGAAUUUAGCUACCAUCCUGAAGCAUACAAUCUACAAUGAAUUAUCGAAUGCACGCAAUCCAAACAAUAUGCCCAUGUUGGGUAUAAUGUUUCAGACUUUGCCCGAACAAGCGGCAAAGUUGCUUGCAGAGAUCUUUCAAGAUUUAUUGAUGAAUCGCGAGGAUUACUUGAGGCCAUUGCGUGCAUUGCUUAGGGAAAUCAUACGUGUAUGUCGACACGACAUCAAUCUAAUCGUCUUCGUUCGAACUUUAAUGUCUGAACGACCGGACAUAGCUCAACAGUUGUUGAAUUUUGAAUUUAAGGAUCGCAUGUUUAUGUCAAUAGUGGAUCUACUGUGUCUGUGCAUGCUCUUAGGAAUAAGUCCGCAAGUAAAGGAAGCAGGGACAUUAUCGCAACGUGCAGAUAAGAAAGAUGCGGCUUUGCUGCAUCAAUUUCAAGAUCUCGUGGCCAUGAUACAAUACGAAACUGUGCUGUGGCUGCAGAAUUCAGCACAGCAGAUGUACACCGUUGGACGAAAUGAAUUGUUGCACGCGAUGCAUAAGAUCAUGCUCUUAGAAUCUCCUGAACAAUACUAUAAACUGGACAAUUGGCCACCAGAGUCGGACAGAGUAUUUUAUAUACGAUUGGUUUCUGAUGUUCCCUUGUUGCAAAGCACAUUGUGGAGAUUGCUAAUGAUUGGCUUUUCGAAAGAAAACGGCAUUACUCAUUCGGAGACUUUAGAUUUAGCCGAUUUAUUAAUACGGCGAGCAGCGGCCAAUUCGACGGAGAGUUUCCCGAUGUUACAAAUCGAUAAAAUGGACAUAAUUGAACUUAUUUUUAAUCUUAGUAUUUAUCAGCCACCGGGAACCAUAAAUAUACCUGCUGGAUAUGUACCACCAACGUUGGCAAUAGCUAAUCUUUAUUGGAAAGGAUGGAUAAUGUUAUUAAUUUUGGCCGCUCAUAAUCCAUCCACAAUUGGAGCACUAGGAUGGCGACGAUACCCUAUAUUGAGGACACUGAUGGAAAUGUGUAUUACAAAUCAUUUCUCAUAUCCACCGCCGACUAUGGCUCUGCCGGAGGUCAUGGAACAAGAACGUGCGAAAGAAAUGCAAGUUGAAGCUAUCGAGAAACAAGAGAUAUUAGAAUAUGAAUCGCAUUUGGCCGCAGCAUCGACCAGAAUUCAAUUAUCAGAACAGAAUAGUUUCCUGCUGUCGCAGUUAAUCACCAUGGAUACAAUGGGAAUUGCUAGAAGACCACCACCGGCCGUGCUCGAACAAAUACAGUCAUUAAAUACAUCUCACAGACUAGGUCAUCUGCUUUGUCGGUCACGUAAACCGGACUUCUUGUUGGAUAUCAUUCAGAGACAACAACAAAGCACGUCUCAGAGCAUGCCCUGGUUGGCAGAUCUUGUACAGAACAGCGAAGGUUCUCUAAGCCAAUUACCAGUGCAAUGCCUUUGUGAAUACUUAUUAUCAACUAGCCCGCAGACAGUUGAAAAACAGCCCAGACAGCAGCAGUUGUUGGCUCACCUUCAGACACUAUUAACUGAUCCGAAUCAGGAUCAGCAGCAUGCUUAUGAGGUUUUGGAAUAUUUCUUGAGGAGAUUGAGUAGUCAGCAGAGCGGUAGCCGGGUCCAAGCAAUCACUGGACUCAAGAUAGUUCUAGACUCGAUACCCCUUGAGGAUGAGAGUAUGGAUGUGGAUGGAGAAAAUGAAAAAGAGACUUGGCUUCUACGAAAAUUACCGUCGAUACCUCACUUCUUAUCGGUACGUUCGCUGGUUUCUACGGCACUACGUGGUGCUUGUCAGGUUGAGAACAGUCCAGAUCUUGUGCACACUUACAUAUCGUAUCUAGCCGUGCAUACUGUCGAUGAUGACUUACCUGACUUGACUGAUUUAGCCAACGAGAUUUCUCAAUUGGUCGUUGAACGUAGUACCAUUAUUGCGGCUAUCCUGCCUCAAUCUGAAAGUGAUAAUCCACAAACCAAACAAACAUUGCAUUCCUUCAUGGCAAUUUUUUGUAAUUAUCUUGAGAAAGCGCGAUCACCUAGAGGAGAAGAUUACCAAUGGUCUGAAAGUCAAGAUCAAAUUCUAGUUCAGUGGAGUAAUGGUGAAGAAUGCACUAUGCACAUUCUAGUAGUGCACGCUAUGAUUAUAUUAUUGACAUACGAUACAUCCGAAGACGAUCCAUUGUUUAAUAAUUUGUUGGAAACAUGGUUUCCUUUAACAGAACAACCGAAAGCAUUUCUCGUGGAUACUAGUGAAGAAGCGUUGCUUAUACCUGAUUGGCUUAAAUUGCGUAUGAUUAGAAGUAACGUGCCUCGAUUAGUCGACGCAGCCUUAAAGGAUCUUGAGCCUCAACAGUUAGUACUUUUUAUUCAAAGUUUUGGAAUACCUGUGUCGUCCAUGAGCAAACUGCUUCAUACGCUCGACGCAGGUGUUCAGAUUGAUCCUAGCUCCGUUGGCGAGGCGGUUUUAGACAAAACGUAUAUGGCACAACUAGUUGAGGUGCAACAUCGAAGAGGUGCUACAGGUGGACUGGUGUUCGUUCAGGUAUUGCAAUUACUGGAACCGCAAUUACCGGAUGAGAGUGUUGUGUCAAUCGAGAGUUUGCAGCAACCGUUGCCGGUUAGUGCCACAGUGCAAAAGCAGUCCGUCAUACAAUGCUCCGUGAAGACCGACGUGCCCCACUUGAUAAACAGACUCUUCAUCGAAAAUAUUCCAAUGAAUCAGAAAAUGGAUGCUUAUCGACGUUUGCACAAGACUCUGGCGAAGGAUCUGCAGAGAUCAAGUGUAAAGAUAUGUAGCGUUCUCAGCUCUAUGCAGGUCAAGCAGUUUCUGGCCUCACUUGUGCACAUGCCGCAGUACUCUUGCACGCUAAUGCGCGUGAUACUGUUACCGCUUAAGAGAUCGACAUCGAAACACGUGAUUGAAUUAGCACGUAAUAUGUGUUUAAAUUUGAUAUCGCUGAUAGGCGAUGUAAAAGCUCCAGUUCUGUCGAUUUUGCGAGAUUUCGCUAACGUGCAGUUGACGAAAACGCCUCAACGCGCGGAACUGUCGAUGCUGAUGAGCCACGGCGAGAGUCCAGGCUCGAUACUGGAGAAUACGGAUCCCGUGAAUCUGGAGGGUGUGGGCCGUAAACUAUUGGAUGUCUGUUUAAAGCAGCAGAAGAAUGACGAUCUGGUCGAGGCUAUGGCAAGAUUAUUGGUCAGCGAUAGUAACGAAGACGCACUGAAACCUCGUAUGGGUUUACUGAUCGAUUGGCUGGCCUCCGUGGAGCCAGAGUUGAUCGGUAUUUGCCCGAAUCUCCAAAUGAAGCUACUGUUCGGUAAGGCGAAGAUGCAUAUCAACAUCGACAAGAACGUCGUGAGCUCUCAUUCUUGCAGACCUUACUUGUUGACGCUCUUGACGCAUACAGCAAGUUGGACCACUUUGUAUAAAUGUGUCGGACACUUGUUAGACAAAUGUGAUGACGGAUACGAUUCUACAGCAGUUCUGGACUUUUUAUGGGCUCUGACAUGCAAUCCUAAGCUGUGGCAGGGCCGAGACAAGUUUACUCCGAAGCAUUAUGUUCCUGAGAAUAUUCUAUUGUUGGAAGAACGACAGCUACUUAAUUUAGUGGCAUAUAUAGUGUCUGAAGGCGUUAUUAUCUGUAAAAUGCAGAACAGAAAUGCCGCCCUAGCGAGAAUGGAUAUUAGACUCGAUCUACUCUUACACUGUAUAUCCACCGAAGACAGCCUGAUUCCUAAUGUGGUUAAUUAUUUAGCGGAACGUAUGAUGGAUAAUACUGAUACAGACUCAGCAGAUAUGGCGCAUCAGUUUCUACUGCAUAUGUACAUGAAGAUUCCGAAAGUCAUUUGUUACCUCGACACUUUCCAAGCGAGCAAGUUCGUCAAUGGUUCGAGAAUUACCGAUUGGACGGGUUCGGUGCUUGACUGCAUGAGUCACUCCCUGUUGACGGCUCUGGCGGCGACCCCGAGACAAAAAUCGUGGAAUUCCAAGUCUCAGGAAUUCGAACUCUGUGCGAGAAAAAUGGCCGCAGUACAUCCUAUAUUAGUACUGCGACAAUUGCCGAUGUUGGCAUCUUCUUUGAUGGGAAGAUGUUAUCUUGAUUUCGGUUCAUUUAGAUCCGGCCAUCAUUUGAAUCUUUUCAAUCAAGUUAUGGGGUUAUUGGAAUUAUUGCAGCCACAUCUGUUUAACGAGCAACAUGAGACUGCAUUGGAGAAUACUUUGGGAAAUUACUUCCAGUGUUUUCAGAAUUAUGGGCAUAUAAAAGAUCUCGUCUCUUUGCUGAACAGAUUUGUGUCAUUAUUACAAUCCUAUGUAUCACAUGAUCCACAACGAGCAUUGAAAUAUCUUCAGAAACACGCACAUGCUUUACAUGAGUUACAGGUACAUUAUUCAAACGUACCCGCUUUGAGAACACUCGUAUCAGGAAUACCGAUGCCGAGAGAGGGAGAAGAUAUGGAUGAUAUUUUAAUCACCGUAACUCCCGCGCUACAUCCACCGGAACCCACUAUUCCGCAACAUUGGCAAUCGCUGCUAACUACACUUGCUAAGCUGCAUGGAGAAGAUGUACUCAGUGCGCUUCAAGAAAUCGAGCAUGUGGCAUUGCGAAAACCUUCAGUUUUGGAGCCUAUAACGGACAACAUAGCGGAAUUACUUGUAUCACCGCAAAGUAAUAUCAGAUCACUCGCUCACAGUCUACUCGCUAGAGCAUUGAAAUACCGUCCUACAUCGAACGCGAACAUAUUAUCGGCGUUUCAAAGAUGCUUGGACAGUCACAGAGCGGAUGUCCUUAUGUCAGCUUUAGAAAAAUUACCGGAUAUCGUAUUAUGCAUGCAAGAACACGCUUUACCGUUGCUGCAGAGGGUGUUCGAGUUGGGAGUAAAUUCGAAUGUCAACACGAUACCUUAUAUUACUAAGACUAUAGCUUUGUUAAAUACACAGCAAGGUUGUUAACGUCUGAAAUUGUUAGUUUUGUAAAUAUUAUUUGUAAGACUUUUUUUACAAUUAAAAUAGAACAGUGAAAGA